Molecule: messenger RNA, 1369 nt
Organism: Morus notabilis
Lineage: Eukaryota; Viridiplantae; Streptophyta; Magnoliopsida; Rosales; Moraceae
Product: bifunctional dTDP-4-dehydrorhamnose 3,5-epimerase/dTDP-4-dehydrorhamnose reductase
Exons: 2
Coding region: 86-988 (300 amino acids)
Biological process (GO): S-adenosylmethionine biosynthetic process
Cellular component (GO): methionine adenosyltransferase complex
Molecular function (GO): methionine adenosyltransferase regulator activity
Source: RefSeq, a predicted model, not a curated record
ACAAAAGUUUUGAAAUCGGAUUCAGAUCCAAAUCUGAAAUCUCGCUCACCAAUUCUUCUCUUCUCUCUCUCUCUGCUCGGCAGCUAUGGGGUUCCCGGCCAACGGAGUAGACAAGAAGCCUCUGAAGUUCCUGAUCUAUGGCCGCACUGGCUGGAUUGGCGGCUUCCUCGGCAAGCUCUGCGAGUCUCAGGGUCUCGACUUCGUCUACGGCUCCGGCCGCCUCGAGAACCGCGCCUCCCUCGAGGCUGACAUCGCCGCCGUCAAUCCGACUCACGUCUUCAACGCCGCCGGCGUCACCGGCCGCCCAAACGUCGACUGGUGUGAGUCCCACAAGGUCGAGACUAUCCGCACCAACGUCGUCGGAACCCUCACGCUCGCUGACGUCUGCAGAGAGAAAGGCCUGAUUCUCAUCAACUAUGCCACUGGAUGCAUCUUCGAGUACGAUUCCGGUCAUCCCCUCGGGUCCGGAGUCGGAUUCAAGGAGGAGGAUUCGCCGAAUUUCAUCGGAUCGUUCUAUUCCAAGACCAAGGCUAUGGUUGAGAAUCUGCUCAAGAACUAUGAAAAUGUUUGUACUUUGCGUGUUAGAAUGCCUAUUUCAUCAGAUUUGUUGAACCCUCGCAACUUCAUCACGAAGAUCACUCGGUACGAAAAGGUUGUCAACAUCCCGAACUCCAUGACGAUCUUGGACGAACUCCUGCCCAUUUCUAUUGAGAUGGCAAAGAGAAAUCUGACUGGAAUUUGGAACUUCACGAACCCUGGAGUGGUCAGCCACAACGAGAUCCUGGAGAUGUACCAUGACUACAUUGACCCAAACUUCACAUGGAAAAAUUUCACUCUUGAGGAGCAAGCUAAGGUGAUCGUUGCCCCUCGAAGCAACAACGAGCUUGACGCCACAAAAUUGAACAAAGAAUUCCCUGAACUCUUGCCCAUCAAGGAAUCCCUCAUUAAGUAUGUUUUCGAGCCAAAUCAGAAGACUGCCAAAGCUUGAAACUUUUUUAGGUUUGAACUUUUCGGUUUCCCUAUUGCUAUUUAUUCGAUUCAAGUUCAAGAGCUCGAUACGAUUUCUCCACUAUACCACCUAUCUUUCCCUUGUGGCAUAUGUGCAAUUGGCCCUACUUGUAUUUGAAUGUUAUAACUUCAGUCAAACGAAUAAACUAGUUGGAAAGUGAUUUAUUAAUUUGAAAUUUUGUAAGUUUCGGUGGUGUUGUAAGUUGUACGGGAAUGUCAUAUAUUGUGAUCUCUGGCCUUUUAUUAAUCUGCUUGUUUUAUGUACUAUUAUUUUUGGUCAUUGGCCUAUUGUCAAGACGGAUCAAUAAACGUGCCCUUUCUCGAUGGAAUAACUUGUAUUGAUUGUUGAACAAUUUCUUCA